Messenger RNA from Fragaria vesca subsp. vesca, 1447 nucleotides. Its product is annotated as quinone oxidoreductase-like protein 2 homolog. The record is from RefSeq and is a predicted model, not a curated record. Bases 81 to 1121 code for a protein of 346 amino acids. Gene Ontology annotation, molecular function: oxidoreductase activity; zinc ion binding. The transcript has 6 exons. Lineage: Eukaryota; Viridiplantae; Streptophyta; Magnoliopsida; Rosales; Rosaceae.
UAUUGAAAUAAUUUUUUUUUGUUUUUAUUGAAAGUUUCGUUUAUGUAUUGGACGGUAAGAGAGAGCAAGUCAAAUUGAAGAUGGAGGCUCUGGUGUGCAAGAAACUGGGUGACCCAACGGCGGAGAAUUCAGAGGAGAAAGCGAUAGUGAUCGAGAAGAGCUAUCCGAUACCGGAACUGGAGACUCCGACGUCGGUGAGAGUGAGAGUCAAAGCUACGAGCUUGAACUACGCCAACUACCUUCAGAUACUCGGCAAGUACCAGGAGAAGCCGCCGCUGCCUUUCAUCCCCGGCUCCGAUUACUCCGGCGUCGUCGACGCCGUCGGCUCCGCCGUGACCAAGUUCAGACCCGGCGACAGGGUUUGCUCCUUCGCGCCGCUCGGGUCGUUUGCUCAGUUCAUCGUCGCCGAUCAGUCUCUUCUGUUUGGAGUGCCGGAGGGGUGUGAUCUGGUGGCGGCCGGUGCGUUGCCGGUUGCGUUUGGGACGUCUCAUGUGGCUCUGCUUCACCGGGCCAAUUUGAGCUCCGGUCAAGUGUUGUUGGUGCUUGGUGCGGCGGGAGGUGUUGGACUUGCGGCGGUACAGAUUGGGAAGGUUGUUGGAGCCGUUGUCAUUGCGGUAGCCAGGGGAGCUGAGAAGGUGGAGUAUUUGAAGUCGUUGGGGGUUGAUCAUGUGGUGGACUCCAGCAGUCAGAGUAUUAUCCAAAGUGUGAAGGAUUUCUUGAAAACCAGGAAGCUUAAAGGGGUGGAUGUUUUGUAUGAUCCGGUUGGAGGGAAGCUUACUAAAGAGGCAAUGAAGGUUUUGAAUUGGGGAGCACACAUUUUGGUUAUUGGCUUUGCCAGUGGAGAGGUCCCUGUCAUUCCUGCCAAUAUUGCUCUUGUUAAGAACUGGACAGUGCAUGGGCUGUACUGGGGUAGCUACAGAAUACAUCGACCCGCUGUUCUUGAAGAUUCAGUUAAUGAAUUACUUUCUUGGGUGGCGCGAGGCUUGAUCACCAUCCGCAUUUCUCAUACGUACCGCCUGCCAGAGGCCAAUCUUGCCUUUUCUGCCAUCAAAGAUAGGAAAGUCAUUGGGAAAGUGAUGAUUGUUCUUGACGACCCAAGCAGUGUAAGGUCAAAGCUCUAGAGAUCGAGGAAUUCAGCUGGGACGGUUGUAACUUUGUACUCAGCAAUUUCAUUCUUCAGUUUUCCCCUUUCCAUAGCUUGUGACGGACGCGUCAUUUACAGAAGGAUAUGAAAUAAAUUAAUAACAGUUUAUCAGGUUUAGGUCCAUUGUACAAGUUAUGACCUUGAGUAUAUGAUCGUAAUUUUGUAAGAAAUUCUGCAAUGUCAAAUAUAAGAGUGCGUAAAUAAGUAAAGUGGUUUCACUCUUAUUGAACUCAGAUCUCAUGAUCCGCUUACUUCCACCGGAGCUAAAACUCCAGCAAAGAAGUUCUACUUCUCAUUUCUAUC